GAAAUCUUUUCGUUUAUUUUUUUUCCAGAUUUUUUUUUUUUGCCCUUCUCUAUGUUUCAAAUUUCGAUUUCAUCCCGCUCGCUCCCAUUCCAACUUUACUCACCCACACCACACUGUCCUUUAUCUCUCCGAUAUUCUUGUUUUGAUUCAACCUUUUCGAUCUUCAUCUCGAGCUCCAAUGGAGGUCUUGGAGCUUGGAAGACAGAUUCAGGUUUUACUCUGAUGCAUUUGGAUGAUUUAAUCUUCUUUGAGACCUUCAAAUAUGAGAAAAGAAGAAAAUCUCAUCAGGGAAAAUAUUGGAGAAUUUCCUGGUAGAAUUACACGUGCUCGAGCUGCUGCAUUUAGUACGUCAGGGCAGCUGCCUCCAAAAGUUCCUGCAUAUCAACAAGAGAGGCGGGCUGCACGAGCUAAUUUGAAAAGAGCUGCUUCUGAAGAAAAUAGCUGCCCUUCUAUUGCUAAAUCAUCUCGGCCAUGUAAGAGGAGGGCCGUGCUUCAGGAUGUCAGCAAUAUUGGCUGUGAACCUUCGUACUCAAAAUGUUCUAAUGCAGCUAAAAUUGAGACCAAUUGUUGCAAGCCAACAAUCAGAAACCGUAUCAAGAAGUCAAAAGGAGCCUCAUCAGUUGGUGUGGCUAACUCCAAGGUUCCUCUUGGUCUUAGAACCAAAGGAGCUUCAUCAGUUGGUGUGGCGUACUCCAAGCCUCUUGAUCUUAGAACACAAGGUGUACAAGCAAAUGUGAGAUCAAAAGCUAAGUUGAAAGUUGAGCAUUCAAGUAAUUCUGAAGACCAUGAGGAACAUCAUCGGGUCGGUGGUAUAAAGGAAGAGGUCACAAGUGAUUUUCGGGAUGAUAAUUGGAGGUCUCAAAGUCCUUCAGAGUCCCAAAAUUUUCAAAAUAAAGAGAAAGUGUCGUUUAUGGGGACUAGAAGCAACCUGAACAUUACAGACAUUGAUUGUAAUGACAGAGAUACUCAACUGUGCACUGUCUAUGCCAAUGAUAUCCAUAACAAUUUACGCGUUGCUGAGCUAACCAGAAGACCGCGUCCCAAUUUCAUGGAAACAGUGCAGACUGAUAUUACCCAAAGCAUGCGGGGUAUAUUGGUUGAUUGGCUCGUUGAGGUAUCGGAGGAAUACAAGUUAGUACCAGAUACGCUCUAUCUAACUGUAUUUUUCAUUGAUUGGUAUCUCUCCCAAAAUUACAUCGAGAGACAAAAGCUUCAACUGUUGGGUAUCUCUUGCAUGUUAAUCGCCUCGAAGUAUGAAGAAAUUUGUGCCCCACGUGUUGAAGACUUUUGUUUCAUCACUGACAGCACCUACACAAAAGAGGAGGUAUUGAAUAUGGAAGGUCAAGUAUUGAAGCAUAUGGGCUUUCAACUUUCUGCACCAACUGCAAAAUCUUUCCUCAGGAGAUACGUUCGAGCUGCACAAACGACAUAUAAGACCCCUAGUCUUGAACUCGAGUGCCUCGCCAACUAUCUUGCCGAAUUAACACUGGUUGACUACGGUUUCUUGAACUUUCUUCCCUCAGUUAUAGCUGCAUCAGCUGUAUUUCUUUCGAAAUGGACGUUGGAUCAGUCGAGUCACCCAUGGAAUUCAACACUGGAAUACUAUACCUCAUAUAAAGCAUCAGAUCUGAAAAAAACUGUUCUUGCUUUACAAGAUUUACAGUUGAACACCAAUGGUUGUCCUCUUAGCUCGAUUCGCGUCAAGUAUCGACAAGAAAAGUUCAAAGGCGUUGCAACUUUGUCUUCCCCGAAAUUACUCGAUACACUAUUCUGAACCACGUGCUAGACGAAGGCCAACCAUCCACAAUUUGCCAACAGUUACCAUAUAUACUUGAUAUAGAAGCUUGAGAUACUCUUUCUUUGUGAUUAACUCGACAUGUUUAAAGCCUGAGGUCUAAUGUUAAUCCUUACCCUUUCCCAUUAACAUUCUUUUUCUCUUACAUUUUUUGUUUUUUGAAGCUUUUCUGUUUAUAGUUUUGUGACUUUGGUCAUGCUCCUCCCCAAUUGAUAUCGUGGCGGGCGGAGAUAGGCUGUUGAAUAUAUACAUUCACAGAAGGAAGCUUUGUCUGUAAGACCAUGUAGAAUUGCCACCCAAGAUUUUCUUUUAUGUAUUUACUGCUAAUUUUGUUGACAAAGUUCUUAAUGAAUUCUAUUACACACCAGACUUUGUCUCAUUGUUUUGCUCCUUCUAUGCUUAGUUUGUCAAGUUUUGGCACAAGUUUGGGCAUUGUAUUGACGUGGAUAUAAUAAAUUGAUGAUAUGAUGUUCUUUA
Molecule: messenger RNA, 2272 nt
Organism: Cucurbita pepo subsp. pepo (vegetable marrow)
Lineage: Eukaryota; Viridiplantae; Streptophyta; Magnoliopsida; Cucurbitales; Cucurbitaceae
Gene: CYCA2;4
Product: Cyclin A2;4
Biological process (GO): mitotic cell cycle phase transition
Molecular function (GO): cyclin-dependent protein serine/threonine kinase regulator activity
Source: RefSeq, a predicted model, not a curated record